AUGGCGUCCCUGCGUAAGUCGGUCCUGCAGAACAUCACCGUCGAGACAUUCUAUGCCUCGUCAAGGGUGCACCUCCAGCAGAACCUUCGAUCUUCAUUACUACCGGCCAUCCUAGCAUACACGAAAGAUCUUAUACCACAGGAUUUCGCUUCCGAAUAUCCUUGGGAUGUCUUACUUCCCGACGAUGGACGUAUCACUACACUCAUCUGUUUGGCAAGGGACAUGACUUUGUGCGAGGUCGACUCUAUCUGUAAUGGCUUUGACCCUGAUAUAAACGGCAACUUGACAUCCCAGAGCGGCUUCAAUGGGCACCCGCCAUAUAAAUUGGAUCCAAAGUCGUAUGAAAUCUGGUCGGGGGUCAAUGAGCGUCCGCUACUUGAAGACCGGAGCAUCUUCAUUAUCGUCUACCACUCUUCGACUGGCACACAUACCGAAGCGUACUACAUGAAGCCUGAAUUCUACAUAUUACUUGGCUACGGACGUCACGAGAAGUCGCUGUUCCAGGAUCUCGUAGAGAAACGCCUCAUUAGACAAUUCCAACUCCCCAUCCUACAGCUACUAGGGGUGACGGACACAGCACACUUGUUCUUAUCGGACCUUGAGAGUUUCGAAAAAUACGUCGAUGGCACACCUCCGAUUCAUGCGGAUGCCGUGGAUGACAUAUCGCGAAGGGUCGAGGCUUACUACGCUGCAAUGGCGAAGAAAGAAUGGGCAGACUGGGAGGCUCGCAGGGCAACGAGGCGAAUACCAGGCAUAGCUGCUACUUCAACUACAAGUACAGAACGUAAAACGGACCCGGAGGCGUCCUUACAGACGCCGCCGCCGGAGCAGCCGCAUACCCAUGAUUAUCGUCUAGACACCCCACAUACGCCCACGAGAUCAUGCCAAGCUCAUCUGCCUGACUCAGCAUGCCACCCGCGAAUAAAGACAGAAGAGUUUAAUUGGUGUAACGAGGAUAAGAAUCAGUCAGUCUCCGUAAUCGAUCUGUGGAAGUUUCCGCCUCCUUACGGAGACGAGUGUACGACUUGA
Pseudovirgaria hyperparasitica is the source of this 1029-nucleotide messenger RNA. RefSeq lists its product as uncharacterized. Bases 1 to 1029 code for a protein of 342 amino acids. NCBI's taxonomy places the organism in Eukaryota, Fungi, Ascomycota, Dothideomycetes, Acrospermales, Acrospermaceae. The transcript has a single exon. The record is from RefSeq and is a predicted model, not a curated record.